This is a messenger RNA of Ostrinia furnacalis (Asian corn borer), 1269 nucleotides long. RefSeq names its product RNA-binding protein fusilli-like. The annotation marks the transcript as partial. Gene Ontology annotation, molecular function: RNA binding. The record is from RefSeq and is a predicted model, not a curated record. The transcript has 10 exons. Lineage: Eukaryota; Metazoa; Arthropoda; Insecta; Lepidoptera; Crambidae.
AUGCGGGAUGGUGAUGUCAACAAGCACUGCCCGACGUUGGGAUCGGUCAACCACCACAAUAUCAGGCUUAUUACAGACAAUAGUCCUGUCUGUGAUGAUAGAACGGUCCCAAUAGAGCAAUGCAUGACCAUUUUCGAGAACUGGCACCGGCUGGUAUCGGUGAUAGGAGAAAGAGAGUAUGCAGUUCGGCCGACGCGGAGAGAUGGCACGGCGGAAGAGCUACAGACUGGCCAGCCCUUAGAAGUAAUAGUUAAACAGUUCGACGACUUCGUGCGAUCUCUGCAAGUGGACCCCCACUCCCCCCUCUUCAGGCUUGUAACGGACGGACAACCCCCUCUGAGACAAUGCCUGCACCCCGAAGCGUGCAGCAAGGAGCUCACGCUGCCAGCGUACUACGCUCGCUUCCACGACCUGCGCAAAGAAUACGUGCGAGCGUACACGCUGCGAGCGGUCGCGCCGCGAGCGCAGGCGCCGCCGCCGCCACCGCCGCCCGACAACCCCGCCUGUCUGUUGGAUAUGCUCAAUUAUUUAGGUAUACCUCCAUAUUCUGGAGACAACUUUUACAUUGCAGAAGUCAAAGACAUGGUCAGUGUGAUACAAAGGAUAAUAUCCGAUGGUUUCCGGUUAGAGUUGCCAGAGACUGUUGACUUAGUUUUAGAAACUGGAAUUUGCUCAAAAGACGAUGAAAUAGACGGCAACUGCAUCGUUCGCGCCCGCGGCUUGCCCUGGCAGUCGUCCGACCAAGACAUCGCAAAGUUCUUCAGAGGACUCAAUGUUGCCAAGGGCGGAGUAGCGCUGUGUUUGUCGCCGCAGGGGCGCCGUAACGGCGAAGCGUUGGUGCGGUUCAUCUCGCAGGAGCACCGCGAUAUGGCGCUCAAGCGGCAUAAACACCACAUCGGCCCUCGGUACAUUGAGGUGUACCGUGCGAGCGGCGAAGACUUCUUGUCGGUAGCGGGCGGAGCGACGUGCGAGGCGGCGGCGUUCCUGUCGCGAGGCGCGCAGGUCAUCGUCCGCAUGCGCGGCUUGCCUUACGACGCGCAGCCUCAGCAAGUUUUGGAAUUCUUCUCAACGGGUGACGACCCAGUGCAAGUGCUAGAUGGCGCUGAAGGCGUACUUUUCGUUCGGCGAGCCGAUGGCCGAGCCACUGGCGACGCCUUUGUGCUAUUCGCGAAGGAAGAUGACGCGCCCAAAGCGCUUUCGAGGCACAGGAAAUUAAUAGGAGCACGAUAUAUCGAAUUAUUUCGAUCUACCACAGCGGAGGUGCAGCAG